AUGUUAUGGCUAUGUGCUCUGUGGCACCUCGCUGUUCCGGCGGGCGGGAUGACAUGGGGCAUGAUUGCUGGCACCAUCGAGGCGACGUGUGACGGCACAGGAGACGCAGCUGAUGCUCCGGCUAAGCUGUUGCUUACGCCGGGCUCACUCGUGUUCCUCUGUCCCACUUUCAUCCGCUUCGCUAAAGCCGCCACCCUGAAACGCCCCGCCCCUCCGCUCAUCGCGCCCGAGUGCCCGCGCAACAUCGCCGCCGCAGGCAUCAGUCCCAUCUUGGACUCACAGAUUUCCUUCCAUCAGAGGUGUUUGGAUUACCGCUGCAAGAUCACCAUGAAGUCUAUCGCACUUAUUGCUCUUCUCUUCGGUGUUGCUGUCGCUGAAUACGGACAGCAGGGAGGAGGUUUUGGAGUCGGCGGCGUCAGAGGUGGCGCCAUCGGUGGCGGCCGCAUCAUCACCCAGGUGAGUGGCGGACAGCAAGGCGGUGGUUCGUACCAAUCAGGAGGUGGUCUGACCGGAGGAGGCAGGAUCAGUGGUGGAUCCUUCCGAGUUGGAGGUGGUCAGAUCAGAGGAGGCCAAGUUGGAGGUGGAUCCCUCGGUGGUGGAUCCUUCCAAGUUGGUGGUGGAUCUCUCGGUGGUGGAUCCUUCCAAGUUGGAGGUGGAUCUUUCGGUGGUGGAUCCUUCGGAGGCGGCAGCCUGGGUGGAGGCCAGCAACAGACCGGAGCCCCAGAGUUCUUCACCACGACCAGAUACGGACCCAUCGCUACCGGCGGACUGAGAGGAAGCGGAGACAGGAGCAGCGGCCUGACCUUCUCCAGGACCGGUACCGCCACCGGCUCACUGUUCAGCAGAGACAACGCCGAUGCCACAGAGACGGCGAAGAAGAGCCGCGGAUACGAGUACAGAUACAAAGAGGGACACGAGUACACGCAGCCAAAGACCCUGUACAACUAUGAUAUCGAGGAGCCCGUCUGGGGAUUCGCUGACGUCGACGUUGUCUAUCGAGGCGAGGGCGGUGGUGCUGGUGGCGCCAUCGGUGGUGGCAGCAUCGGCGGUGGCAGCUUCGGCGGUGGCGCCAUCGGUGGUGGAAGCAUCGGCGGUGGCAGCUUCGGCGGUGGCGCCAUCGGUGGUGGAAGCAUCGGCGGUGGCAGCUUCGGCGGUGGCGCCAUCGGUGGUGGAAGCUUCGGAGGUCAGCAGGUCGUUUCCGGUGGAAACUUCGGAGGUCAACAGGUGUCUGGUGGCUUUGCUGGUGGCCGUGGCAGCGGAGGCUACGGUCAGGGAGGAUACCAAUAAGAGCGGGAAAGAGGCUGGAGCAUUGUUAGUUGAAAGUGAACUCAAAAUAAUAAUAAAAAACAGAUUCGGCACAAAAGGCGAUCUGCGUCGAAAAUUGAGCAGACUUGUUUUUAUUUUCAAGAUGUCAUUGAAUCAAUAGAUGUUUAUAGUUUAUAGUGCAGUAACAGUAACUGUGAUAAAAAUGAUUUAUUCUAGAUUUUGGCAAGAAACGCGGCUGAUGAAAUACAUCUAUUUUUACUAUGCUCCACAAUGCCCAACCACCAGAGAGCAAAUUCCUGCUGGUACCGAAACUUGUGUUUCAAAAAUGGAUUACGAUAAGUUAACUUACGGUAGAAAGAAGAUAUUAUGUAUAGAAAUAUGUGAGGAGAUAGCAUUUAUUUUAAUUAGUACAAUGUAAAAAUAAUUAUGAUGAUCGUAAUGGCCUUGCUUUGUCACAGUUGCUUAUUCACGCGUGUAAAUACCCAUUCAUGAGAUCGGAAGGUACGGCUCAGUCUGAGAUGAUGCCUGUUCUUAUUAUUGCUGUAUAUAGUUUUAUCGACGAGGGCGAUUGAUACUUUAAAUAAAUAAAUGCAAUUCAGUUUUGCUGAAAUCAAA
Messenger RNA from Priapulus caudatus, 1881 nucleotides. RefSeq names its product glycine-rich cell wall structural protein 1-like. Lineage: Eukaryota; Metazoa; Priapulida; Priapulimorpha; Priapulimorphida; Priapulidae. The transcript has 7 exons. The record is from RefSeq and is a predicted model, not a curated record. Bases 1 to 1287 code for a protein of 428 amino acids.